Molecule: messenger RNA, 3279 nt
Organism: Penicillium cataractarum
Lineage: Eukaryota; Fungi; Ascomycota; Eurotiomycetes; Eurotiales; Aspergillaceae
Gene: ams1
Product: alpha-mannosidase
Exons: 2
Coding region: 1-3279 (1092 amino acids)
Biological process (GO): oligosaccharide catabolic process; mannose metabolic process
Cellular component (GO): fungal-type vacuole membrane
Molecular function (GO): carbohydrate binding; alpha-mannosidase activity
Source: RefSeq, a predicted model, not a curated record
AUGGGUGGAGAAGCUCCGCAUCUUGCCCCCACCCCAGCCUCGCGAUCGCUGCCACGACUAGCCGAGCGGCCGGUUGGCCAGCGCAUCACCAAGAUCUAUACUGAUAGGCUUCGCCAGAUCACAGCACAUGGUCAAUAUGAAGGCCAGAAUCUCGUUGCGAAAUACUACGAAGCAGUCAUUUCCGACAGCGACCAUGUCAAGCUGUCGGUCUACUCGGUGCCAAACCUCGAACGCCCGACCUUCAAGGAAGCUACCUCCAAUGAAUUCAGACCGACUCACGUCGGCGAGUCAUUCGGUCCAAGCUGGUCGACACAUUGGUUCCGCAUUCAGCUCACGGUUCCCUCUGACUUGCUGAAGAAGGAGCGCCUGGAGUUCCACUGGGAUGCUAAUAACGAAGGCUUGGUGUGGACCGAGGACGGACACCCUUUGCAGGGAUUGACCGGUGGCGGAGAGCGAACUGAAUGGAUCAUCCCGGACGCCUGGCGUGAUGGGAAGCAGCAUACGUUCUAUAUCGAAAUGGCCUGCAAUGGCAUGUUCGGUAACGCCCCCGGCGGCGAUUCGAUCCAGCCACCGAGACCGGACAAGUACUACCAGCUCAGCAAAGCGCAAAUCGUGGCGGUAAAUCUGCAAGCGCGGGCACUGUACUACGAUUUCUGGAUUAUUGGCGAUGCCGCUCGAGAGUUCCCUGGUGACUCGUGGGAGGCUCACGAGGCUAACAUGGUGGGCAAUGCUAUGAUAGACGCUUUCAUUGCGGGCGAUGGAAGUCAAGAGUCUAUCAUAGAGGCACGGAAAAUCGCGCAGAAGUACCUCGGCGAAAAGGUAGACUCCGCGGAUGUCUACGCACCCGACACAGAUCCGUUUGUCUAUGCGAUCGGCCAUUGCCACAUUGAUACUUGCUGGCUCUGGCCUUGGGCGGAGACCAAGCGCAAGGUUGCAAGAUCGUGGUCAAAUCAGUGCGAUCUGAUGGAGCGGUACCCCGAGCAUCGCUUCACCGUGUCCCAGGCCCAGCAGUUCAAAUGGCUCAAGCAAUACUACCCGUCUGUAUUUGACCGAGUGAAGCGAUGGGUUCGAAAGGGCAAUUUCCAGCCUAUCGGUGGUAGCUGGGUCGAGCAUGAUACCAACAUGCCCAGUGGCGAGUCACUUGUCCGCCAGUUCAUCUAUGGACAACGAUUCUUUGAAAGCCACUUUGGCAAACGAGUCAAUACUUUCUGGCUGCCCGACACGUUCGGAUAUUCGACGCAGAUUCCACAGAUCUGCCGACUUGCCGGGAUGAACCGCUUCUUCACUCAGAAACUGAGUUGGAAUAACAUCAACAACUUCCCGCAUACAACCUUUCAAUGGGUUGCACUCGAUGGUAGCCAAGUGUUGUGCCACAUGCCCCCCUCGGAGACGUAUACGGCCGAGGCCCAUUUCGGCGAUGUCAAGCGCAGUAUCACUCAGCACAAGUCAAUGGACAAAGACAAAUCAUCCUUGCUCGUCUUUGGCAAAGGAGAUGGUGGCGGUGGCCCGACCUUCGAGCAUCUAGAGAAGUUGCGCCGAUGCCGAGGCAUCAGUGAUAAGAUCGGCCUUCUCCCCAAGGUCAAGAUGGGCGAAUCGGUUGACGAUUUCUUCGAAAGGUUGGAAGCAAAAGCUGCCAACGGUACCGAGUUCGCGACCUGGUAUGGCGAGCUGUACUUUGAGCUGCACCGCGGCACCUACACGACUCAGGCCAACAAUAAGCGCAACAAUCGCAAGUCAGAAUUCCUUCUGCGUGAGAUUGAGCUUCUGGCUACACUGGCUACCCUUCGUGGCUCGGACAAGAGCUACAAGUACCCUAAGGAGCAGAUCGAUGAAAUGUGGGAGGGAACCCUUCUCUGCCAAUUCCAUGAUUGCCUACCCGGUAGCUCCAUUGAGAUGUGCUACGAUGACUCCGACAAGCUGUACGCUGGAAUUUUCCAGACGGGUCAGAAGCUGCGCAAGGACGCCCUUGCAGCGUUGGGAGUCAGUGGAAGCACUGGCCUCGUGGCUCUGAAUACUUUGCCUUGGCCUCGUUCAGAAGUUGUGAAGAUUCCCGCACCCUUGGUUGCUUCCGAUGGAUCUAAGUAUGCUCUGGUUGAUGGCUCGACUGGCGUUAUUGCAUGCCAGCCAGUUGAUUUCAAGGCCACCACUAGAGUCACCGUAUCUGAAAUCGAGCCUGGUGUAUUCCGGCUGCAGAAUGGCAAACUCAAGAUCGACGUCCAAGACGGCGUUAUCAUCUCUUUGUUCGAUGUCGAUGCCCAAAGAGAGGUCAUCCCCAAGGGUGGCAAGGCGGGUCAGCUGGUCAUCUUCGACGACAAGCCUCUAUACUGGCAAGCCUGGGAUGUGGAGGUAUUCCACCUGGAAUCGCGAAAGGAGCUUCCCGUCAGCAAGACGUUCAUUGCAGAAGACGAUCAGAACCGAGCCAGUGUCGUUACAAAGACGAGAAUUAGUGAGAAGAGUUGGGUGAAAACCACCAUCAGCCUUUCUGCAUCUGUCUCUUCCGAGCCUUCCAUCGUCGAAUUCGAGAGCGAAGUCGAGUGGCAUGAGACCAUGAAGUUCCUCAAGGUUGAAUUCCCAGUUGAUGUGACGAACACUGAGGCGUCUUACGAAACCCAAUAUGGUAUUGUCCGACGCCCGACUCACUAUAACACAAGCUGGGACAUGGCCAAGUUCGAGGUCUGCUGCCACAAAUGGGCCGAUCUCUCUGAGCACGGAUACGGUGUCUCGAUUCUCAACGACUCCAAGUAUGGUUUCGCUACAUGCGGCAACUUGAUGCGCCUCUCGCUGCUCCGUGCUCCCAAAGCCCCAGACGCCCAUGCCGAUAUGGGCCGCCACCACAUCCGCUACGCCAUUCUUCCCCACUCAGGUAAUCUUGAUGCCCGCACUGUCCGUGCCGGCUAUAACUUCAACCAUCCGCUGGCCAUCGAGCAGGGCAGCUCCCAGGUUUCUAAGUACAACGCUGCCUUCAAGGCGGUUUCCAUUCAGGGCGGUUCGUCCAUCGUCUUGGAUGCUGUCAAGCGUGGUGAGGAUGACGAGGACGUCUCUACGGGUGGCAUUCCCGCUCGCCCUGGCAAGAGUGUCAUUCUACGCGUCUACGAGUCCCUCGGUGGAAAGGCCCGUGCCUCUAUUCACAGCUCGUUGCCUGUCAAGCGUGUCUGGAAGUGCAACGUCCUUGAAGAUGACGAAGAGGAAUUGGAGAUCCAGAAGACCAAAGAGGGAUCCCUCACAGUGGAUAUCGAGGUACGAGCGUUUGAGAUUGCUACCUAUCGGCUCCAGCUAUAA